Pteronotus mesoamericanus is the source of this 945-nucleotide messenger RNA. Its product is annotated as olfactory receptor 10Q1. NCBI's taxonomy places the organism in Eukaryota, Metazoa, Chordata, Mammalia, Chiroptera, Mormoopidae. The record is from RefSeq and is a predicted model, not a curated record. Gene Ontology annotation, molecular function: G protein-coupled receptor activity; olfactory receptor activity. Gene Ontology annotation, cellular component: membrane. Gene Ontology annotation, biological process: G protein-coupled receptor signaling pathway.
AUGCUUGCUAGGAGCCCUCUCUUCAACCAAUCCAGCCUCACCAAGAGUCUGUUCUGCGUCUUCACCGCUGUCCCUGAACUCCGAACGCACCUCUUUCUCCCCUUCCUCCUGCUCUUCCUGAUGAGCCUUUGUGGCAACACAGCCAUCAUCUGGGCAGUGUGUACACACAGCUCCCUGCGCACCCCCAUGUAUUUCUUCCUGUCCAGCUUGCCCUUCGUUGAGAUCAGCUGCACCACCGUGGCCGUGCCCUUACUGCUUUCCAACGUCUUUGGAGCUCAGGAGUCCAUUUCAUUGGCUGGCUGUGGGGCCCAAAUAUUCUUUUUUCUCACUCUUGGUUGCUGUUUUCUCUUGGCAAUCAUGGCAUAAGAUCACUCCGUGGCCAUCUGCCACCCAUUGCACAACACUCUCAGCAUGACCCAGAAGCUGUGCAUCCAGAUGGUGGCCUGCACCGCAGCUCUAGCUCUCUACCGGCCCCUGCAGCUCCCAUCCUUAAUCUUCACCUUGCCCUUCUACAGGCAUCUCCAGGAAAUCAACCACUUCCUCUGCAAUAUGCCUCUGGUCCUGCGGCUGACCUGAGCUGGCAUCUGUGUGCACCAGGCCAUCCUCAAUGUCAUGAGCAUCCUUGUGCUAGCUGUCCUCAUCAUCCUUAUUUCGGUCUCCUAUGCGUUCAUCACCUUGGCCAUCCUGCACAUCCGUUCAGCGGAGGGCUGCAGCCAGGCCUUGUCCACCUCCUCCUCCCACCUCACUGUGGUCUUGCUGCAGUAUGACUUCUGUGUCUUGGUCUACCUGCGUCCCCAGUCUAGGGCCUCCGUGGAUAUGGACUGCGAAUUUGCCCUCAUUUACACUUUUGUCACCCCCUUAGUCAAUCCCCUGAUUUACACCCUUAAGAACAAAGAUGUCAAAGGUGCCCUGAAAAAGUCCCAUCAGGAACAAAGGAACAGCUGA